AUGACAACGAAAAUGAGCACGGCACAAAUUGAUUUUGACCAACAACAUAUUGAACCUCAAGAAAUUGAUUUAGAAGGAAGUGAUAUCCAUAUGAGAGAAAUUCAAACCACUGCACCACCCCCACCCCAACAAGAUCAUCAAAUAAACCAAAUGAAUAAUUCAGGAAUUUCAAGUGUUAAUUUAAACCAUCAAAUAGUCCAACAAAUGAAUGGAGAACUUCCACCAGAAAUUGGUCAUUUAGAUGGAGAAAUUCAAAUGGGACAAGAAAUGACACCAGAAUUAUACCAAAUACGUAUGCAAAUGUUAGCUACAGGAAUUGAAAUGCAACCUAUUUUACCAGGUUGUCCUGAAAUAGAUGAACAAGCACAAUAUAUUACUCAAAUACAAACAAUAGAUUUGAAACCAAAACAAGCUAAUAAAAAAGAAAUGGUUAAAGAUAAAGAUGGAAUAUUAUAUUAUUGUUAUACAUAUACUGUUAAAAAUAAAGAUGGUCAAGACUAUAUGCAAAGAGUGUAUAUGAAAAAACAAACAAAUAAAAUUAAACCACCCAAAAUUUGUGAAGAAAAAAUUGAUGAUGGAAGAGUAGUUGUUAUUGAAAAAGAAAGAAAACUUACUAAACAACACGAGUUAUUACUAACUUUUAUUCAAACACAUGAAGAACCAAUAAAAUUAUAUAAUAAAUUUGUUGUUUCAAGAGUGUUACAAGACUUUAAAAGAGAAUAUCCAGAAAUUAAAAUUUCAUAUGGUUUAGUUAAAAAAGUAUUAGAACAACAAGGACUUCUUCCUCCUAAAAAAACAUAUUACAAACUUGAAUAA
Molecule: messenger RNA, 816 nt
Organism: Entamoeba nuttalli P19
Lineage: Eukaryota; Evosea; Mastigamoebida; Endamoebidae
Exons: 1
Coding region: 1-816 (271 amino acids)
Source: RefSeq, a predicted model, not a curated record